AAGAAAAAUUGAGAUGUUGAGGGAGUUCCUUCUAAUUAUCGCGGCUGGUUUCUGCUUAGGAAAUCCAGAUGCUAAAAGACUCUACGACGAUCUUCUUUCGAACUACAAUCGUUUAAUUAGACCCGUUUUAAACAAUACGGACACCAUCGUAGUCAAAUUGGGUCUUCGACUGUCUCAACUUAUAGAUCUUAAUCUCAAGGAUCAGAUUUUAACGACAAACGUAUGGUUAGAACAUGAAUGGCAGGACCACAAAUUUCAAUGGGAGCCAGCAGAGUAUGGAGGGAUGAAAGAGUUAUACGUCCCAAGUGAACAUAUAUGGCUACCGGAUAUCGUUCUUUACAAUAACGCCGAUGGUGAAUAUGGUAUAACGACAAUGACAAAAGCUGUUCUUCAUUACACUGGAAAAGUAGUAUGGACACCACCAGCUAUUUUCAAGUCAUCAUGUGAAAUUGAUGUUAGAUACUUUCCUUUCGAUCAGCAAAUAUGCUUCAUGAAAUUUGGAUCUUGGACUUACGACGGAUUUCAAAUAGACUUGAAGCACAAGGAUUCGAACGAGGGCGACGACAAAGUGGAAGUUGGAAUCGACUUGACGGAGUAUUAUCCAAGUGUCGAGUGGGAUAUUCUGAGCGUCCCGGCGGAACGACAUGAAAAAUAUUACUCCUGCUGUCUUGAGCCCUAUCCGGAUAUCUUCUUCAAUAUCACCCUUCGACGGAAGACUCUCUUUUACACAGUGAACCUAAUUAUUCCCUGCGUCAGCAUCUCCUACCUUUCGGUUCUUGCUUUCUACCUCCCAGCGGAUUCAGGAGAGAAGAUCGCCCUCUGCAUCAACAUUCUUCUUUCUCAAACAAUGUUUUUCUUGCUCAUCUCUGAAAUCAUUCCCUCGACGUCGCUGGCUCUACCCUUGCUGGGAAAAUAUCUCCUAUUCACGAUGGUUCUAGUUGGACUCUCUGUGGUCAUCACCAUCAUCAUCUUGAACGUGCAUUAUCGAAAACCGAGUACACACAAAAUGGCUCCUUGGGUGAGGAAAAUUUUCAUACGGCGAUUGCCGAAGCUGUUACUCAUGAGAGUUCCUAAAGAUCUACUCAAAGAUCUUGCAGCUCACAAGAUUUUUGGACGACGGUCCGGGAGCAAAAAGGAUAAAUUUAAGGAUGCUGUGUCAGCUGCUGUUCAAUCCGCUUCCAUUGUUUCGUCGCCGGACUCUAUUCGCUAUCCACGAAUAAGAGGUAAUUGUUGCAAUGGCUUACAUACAACAACAGCAUACAACAGAUUCCUUCUCGGAGGUCUAACUGGUUACAACGGCUUUCCAACAGUAAUGUCCGGCUUAGACGAGUCCAUGAGUGAUGUAACUGCCAGAAAAAAAUAUCCUUUUGAGUUGGAAAAAGCUCUUCACAACGUGAUGUUUAUCCAACAUCAUAUCCAGCGCACUGACGAAUUUAACGCUGAGGACCAAGACUGGGGAUUUGUGGCAAUGGUACUGGAUCGUCUCUUUCUUUACAUUUUUAUAACGGCUUCCAUCGUGGGGACAGUUACGAUUCUCGCCGAAGCUCCUGCCCUUUAUGAUGACACUAAAGCUAUUGAUAUGGAAUUGUCAUCUGUCGCUCAACAACAGCUCUUUCCAGGAAAAAUGCUGGAAAAACUCGAAAACCUGAUGCCUCGCUAAUUUAUAUUUUUUCAGAGUUCAUCUUUGCACGCCGAGGUUUUUCUCCCUUCUAAAAGAACUAUACAAUCACAAAACACUGUCUAUAUUUCUAUCUAGAUAAAAAAAUUUCUACUUUCGAAUACUAGCGUGGAUCUAGCGUUUGGGCGGAAUCGAAAUAUGAUAAAAAAAGUUUUAAAUCUCUUUCGAUUUCUUAAUCUUUAUUAUAUAC
Belonocnema kinseyi is the source of this 1868-nucleotide messenger RNA. Its product is annotated as acetylcholine receptor subunit alpha-like 2. The transcript is spliced from 7 exons. Gene Ontology annotation, biological process: nervous system process; regulation of membrane potential; chemical synaptic transmission. The record is from RefSeq and is a predicted model, not a curated record. Gene Ontology annotation, cellular component: postsynaptic membrane; synapse; neuron projection. The coding region runs from base 14 to 1660 and encodes 548 amino acids. Lineage: Eukaryota; Metazoa; Arthropoda; Insecta; Hymenoptera; Cynipidae. Gene Ontology annotation, molecular function: acetylcholine-gated monoatomic cation-selective channel activity; transmembrane signaling receptor activity.